UAACAUGGCGGCUGUCCAGGUCGCAACUCUGGGCACGAUCGUACUAUCUUUGGUGAUUGCUGCUGUCGUAUUAUUGGUCAUUUUAUACAUCAGCUUCAAGAGUAAACAGCAAAAAGAUGAUAGCUCUGAGAACUUAAAACCAGAAUUAGAAGAGAAACAGCCGAUCAAUGGAGAAAGAAAAGACAAAACGAAGCAUCCUAAGGGAAAAAAAGGAAAUCUUCAAUUGAAGCCCCAUCCCAGACAGUUCGCUAUUCUUAAAGGCCACACAGGAGAUGUUUUUGAUUUGGAAUUUAGCUUGAAUGGGAAAUACAUGGCAUCAGCUUCUCUAGAUAGAACGGUGAGAUUGUGGAGUGUAAAGGAUUUCAAAGAGAAAGAACAUAAAUAUGUGAGAGCCAAUGUUGAUUUUGAUCAUGCUACAAAGGUCAACUUUAGUCCAGAUACAAGUGAAGAUACAUCUCAACAACAACCCGUUCGCUUCAGAAUUUUUUUAAUAAUAACUGUUAUUCUACUCAUUUUGUCUAUAACUUGUUUAGGUGAGGUGCUGUCAAUCAUUGACACCCGUCAGAUGAACAACAGUUAUGCAAGCUUAUCUCCUUGUGGAAAAUUUGUUGCAUCAGCAGGUUUCACCCCUGAUGUAAAACUUUGGGUCGUGGAGUUCACCAAGACGGAUGAAUUCAAGCAAGUUUCAAGAGCAAUGGAGUUGAAAGGUCACUCAGCUGGUGUCUUCCAUUUCAGUUUUUCAGCGGACUCUACAAGGAUGGCAACUGUUUCAAAGGAUGGAACCUGGAAAAUAUGGGACAUCGAUGUGGAGUUCACAAAGAAACAAGACCCUCAUCUGCUAAUAACAGGAAUAUAUGACGCCUCGUUUGGUGUCUACAACAAUAUGCUGAUCAGUAUGUCCCCGGAUGCGUAUGUCACAGCUGUUGCAAUGGGACGAUCUAUUGGAAUUUUCAACACAGAGAAUGGAAACUUAGAGGAGCUGUUAGAGGAAGUACACGGAGAUGACAUCACAGCCAUUGCGUGGCACCCCAGUUCUCGUUACCUUGCCACCGCGGGCGGAGCAGACCGUCAGAUCAGAGUGUGGCAUAAUGCAGCUGGUAUCAGGAUUCAGAUUGACGAUUUAGAAGGGAGAAUGUAUCGUGCCAAGAAUGAAAACGUUAAGGAGAGAUUAGAACAGCAGAUUCU
Messenger RNA from Stylophora pistillata, 1185 nucleotides. RefSeq names its product transducin beta-like protein 2. The record is from RefSeq and is a predicted model, not a curated record. Gene Ontology annotation, molecular function: protein binding. Gene Ontology annotation, biological process: endoplasmic reticulum unfolded protein response. NCBI's taxonomy places the organism in Eukaryota, Metazoa, Cnidaria, Anthozoa, Scleractinia, Pocilloporidae. Gene Ontology annotation, cellular component: endoplasmic reticulum.